Drosophila ficusphila is the source of this 3047-nucleotide messenger RNA. It is a transcript of the gene pxb, whose product is annotated as TSC22 domain family protein 1. NCBI's taxonomy places the organism in Eukaryota, Metazoa, Arthropoda, Insecta, Diptera, Drosophilidae. The record is from RefSeq and is a predicted model, not a curated record.
AAUUCAGUUUUUGACUCGACGUCGCCGCAAUUGGACGUGAGCCUCUCGCGUGUUGCCCCAAAAAAUCGAACAGAGAAUUCUGAACGGAAUACGAGACUUUUUUCAAGUUAUGUGAAACACAAGCGGAUUAAACAAAACACAAAAAUAUCAACGAAAUAUUCGCCACAAAUACCAAGCAAUCGAUCAUCGCGCCGUGCAAAGGAAACAAAUGUUUUGAAAUAUAUUACCACAAAUAUUUUGUGUUCAGUGAUACACCAAAAAAAGUUACCGAAAAGCUAAACAAAAUUUAAUAAGCAAUCCAUUGUUGAAAUAAUUGGCCUGAAUCUGAUUCGAUUAGUUAGCAAAAGACAACCAGAAACAGUUAAACAAAUCAAUAAACAAAUAUCCGUUGGAGUAUAAAAGCAAAUCAGCGGCUAAAAGGCCGCCAAUGAAGGCUGUCCAGAUGACAGCGAUCGGGCAACGAAUUUGACACGCACCCAAAAACUUCAAAGCGAUUCGAAAACCGAAGCCGGGAAACCCUAUAGAUAAUCCCCAGCGACCCGAAGAUCGAGGUGCUAAUACCACACAGCCCCCGCCCCUCUGAAAUCACACGAAACAAAUGUGGAAAAUGCUGGAUAUGAUGGAUCUGUCCGAGGCCGAGCUCUUCAUGUUCGACUGCGACGACUGCUCGGGCACGCCCCUCGCCCCACCGCCCCAGUUCCAUCCCCCGCCCCCAAGGCCGCCAGCUCUGGCCGAGUUCACGGUGGUGCCACAGGACUGCAACGAGGAGCAGUUGGCCCAACAACAGUGGGACAGCGAUGUCUGCCAGGCAAUGCCGAUCUUGGAUGCCAGCCUGUACAGCAGCCAGUCGUUGGCCACAUCGGCCAUGAUAGCCGUGUUCUCGCUGCUCUUGGUCUUGAUUGUUCUCAUCUCGUCGCUGUUCGUUUGGAAAAACAAGCGAAAGGUGCAGAAUCUGCUCCCCUGCAAGACACCCACCCGCGGCCCUCUCAGUGGAGCCAUGCCCCUCGGCGGUGGCACCUUGGGAUCGGCGCACCACCAUCAUCAUCACGGGAUGUACGAGGAUCCGGAUGCCCACCUGGGUCACCACAGACCACUGGUGAUGCACCGGCAUCAUCAUCACCAGCAGCUGGCGCAUCACCAUCACUAUCAGCAGCAUCACUCAGAGCUGCUCCAAGGCAAAAGCAUUCACUAUCCCAGUGGCUAUCCCAUGACGCGUUCGCCACCGUUCCUGGUCAGCUCCUCACCUGGACCAGAUCCCUAUCGUUCUAAUGACAAUGUCUACGAGGAACUUGGACCGGGACGCGUUGACUCCGAUGGUGAAUCGGAGCCGCCACUGCACUCCGAUGACGACUUCGCCGAGGACGAACUGUCGCUGCCAGGUGAAUGCAGUUUCCAGAAGGAUAACAACCCGCCCACAGCUGCAGGUGCCACGCCCUAUCACGAAAGGGCGGCGGGAAGCGGCAGCAGCGGUACAGGAGCAGCAGGAGGAGCACCUGUUGCAGCAGCAACAUCCUCGAACCUGCAACAGGUUACCCAAGAGCGCCACAGUGUCCUGAGCAGUGGUUCCUCCAGUGGUCAGGAUGCCUCCACGGCAACAGCUUCCUCUGCCAGCAACAAUAAUCACGAAAUGGCAGCGGGCUCGAGCAAUCGUCGUACUACCAGGACGCGACAGCCGCGAAACACUCAGGAUCAGGAUCUCAACAACAGCAGCUCGACGGCGGACAUUGCCGACUUGGCACCACUGUACGACAACCGCAGCAAUCUGAUGUCCCUCGGCUACAUGGCUCGCUCCACAGCCCCACAAUUCUACAAUACCCUGGAACACGAAGUGGAGCGCAGGAAUAGGAUUAACGCGCAGUUGAGCAAAAACCCCGUGCCACCACUUUCCACGAUCUACAGGGAACGCAUUCGCUAUCCCAACGCCAGUCAGCAGUAUCCUUCCAGUGCGGCCAGUGGUUUAAUGGCAGCCACGAUGCGGGCGAGAACCCAACCGAGGGUAUUGGAUCGUCGAUUGGCACCACAUCAGCACCAGCACCACCGCAUCCACGCCGCUCCAAUGGCACAGGAGCCAUCCUACUGCUACGCAGAGCCCAUGUACAAUGCGAAUUAUUACUACGAAAGUGCUGGUGGGGCAAGACCUUAUGCCUCCACACUGCUACCCACUGCUGGGGAUUAUAGACACCCCUAUGGGGAUUCCAGCUUCGGUUCGGAUUCGGGAUAUAGCCACCAUACGCCCGCCAGUUCGAUCGGACGACAGGACUACGAUCUCGCCGAGCCACAGAUGGUGAGCCAACCGAAGCCAAGCAAACUAAGUUCCGCAUUGAACUUCAGUUGGAAUCGCAAUUCCCGGGGAAAGGGAACUUCAGGAGGAGCUGUGUCCAAGACUUCGGGAAACAGCAGCAACAGCAGCGGCGAGGCCACGAGUCCCAACAACAACAGCAGUGCCUGCUCCACCGUCACCUCCCAGUUGGAAAACAAUAAUGCUGCCAGUCUCUCACCAGCGUAGAUAACUAAAACAUUUAGGCACCCUAAAUAGAAUCCUUGUAAAUAGAAGGGGGGUUUAAGUUAAUACCCCUUGUACAGUUAGUCAUAUCUCGUAGGUUAAGUAUACUAAAUAUCAAAACUGUCCUGCGUGUACAUCGUCAAAGCAAUAGUUAUUAAACAUACUGAGCCUAACUAAACUUCAAGAAGAGAACCCAAAGUUUCUCGAUAGGUCUAUCAAAGAGGGUUGCCAUACCACCAAGUUUUCGCUCUGUUUCAAAAGCGAAACUUGUCGCAAAGCAAAGAACUUAUAGGUCCUAAGUGUUUUUCCAAUGUGAUUACCAAAUUCUACAAUAUAUAUAAUACUAAACUAAACUAGAAACUGCAAAACUAAUUUAUAAUCUAGUUCCAUUAAACGUAUGUCCAUAAUGUACUCUUAAGUUUAACUUUAGUUUUGUUUGUUAUUUUAGUUUUUAAGUGAAGUAUAAGAGAAGGAGAACUGCUAAAGAAAAAUGCGUUGAACAGAAGGUCAACGAAAUAUACCAAAAUAUUAUAAAAAAUUUAAA